AUGGAAAUUCCAGAUCAUCGAAAGUGGAUGUACAAUAGAAAUUUGCCUAACCGAGAAGGAUUACGACAGGAAUUUAUCAAUGGUGUUCGACAAUUUAUUGAUACAGUUACAAAACAACCUCAAUUUGUACUUGAAGGCAGUCUACUUAGAUGUCCUUGCAACAAACAUAAAAAUAAAAUUUUCUCAACUCCGGAUGAAGUUUUACUAGAUUUAUAUAAAUAUGGUUUCAUGCCCAGAUACUGGUGUUGGGAUUCACAUGGAGAGAGUCCAUUGCAUUUGAAUGUAGAUCAUGAUAACCAAGAAGGCACAUGUUCUUCUCCGCAUGUUAGUGUGCCAAUAAGAAAUUCAUAUGAAUCUAUGGUGGUUGAUGCUGCUGGACCAGAAUUAAUGAGUCAAUUUGAAGAAUACAUGGAAGAGCCUCCGAAUGCAGAAGCUAAAAAAUUUUAUGAUUUAUUACAGUCUGCUCAGCGCCCAUUAUUUGAGGGAUGUGUUAGUCAUUCAGAAUUAUCAAUGGCAGUUAAAAUGUUGAGUAUAAAAGCUAAAGGGAAUGUAUCUCAACAAAUCUUUGAUGAUUUCGUGAAAGCUGUGAAAGAAGUGAUUCCUAAGGAUAACUUACUUGUCUCUAAUUUUUAUGAAGCAAAGAAGCUAGUAUCGAAACUUGGCAUGGAAAGCAAUAAAAUUGAUUGUUGUAUUAAUGGUUGUAUGCUGUAUUACAAGGAGGAUGAUAUACCAAGAAAGGAAUGUAAAUUUUGUCAUUCUCCAAGGUACAAGAUAGGUAAAAAGGGUAAACAAGUGCCUUUGAAACGAAUGCACUAUUUACCGCUUAUACCUCGUUUAAGAAGACUUUAUGCUUCAAUGAACACAGCAUCUCACAUGCGAUGGCAUUUUGAUCACGAGUUUAAAGGAGUUCUUGAGCAUCCAUCGGAUUCAAAAGCAUGGAAGUAUUUUGAUAGAAAACAUCCACAAUUUUCUCAAGAACCACGCAAUGUCAGACUAGGAUUAUGUGCUGAUGGAUUCACCCCUUUUGGUCAAUCUGGUAAACAAUAUUCAUGUUGGCUAAUAAUUGUCACACCGUAUAACCUGCCUCCUUCUAUGUGCAUGAAAACUCCUUACAUGUUUUUAUCCAUGAUUAUUCCUGGUCCUCGUAAUCCUAAAACCAGGAUUGAUGUAUACCUGCAGCCCUUGAUUGAUGAGCUAAAACUACUAUGGGAAGACGGCGUUUUAACUUAUGAUAUUCAUUCCAAGUCAAAUUUUGUAAUGCGAGCUGCAUUGUUGUGGACUAUUAAUGAUUUUCCUGCAUAUGGAAUGUUGUCUGGAUGGAUGACAGCAGGCAGGCUAGCAUGUCCAUACUGUAUGGAACGAACCAAGGCAUUCCAAUUAAAAAAUGGGAGAAAGCCAUCAUGGUUUGACUGCCACAGACAAUUCUUGCCAAAUAAUCACAUGUUUAGAAGAAACAAGGAUGCAUUCUAUAAGAAUAGAAUUGAGAGAUCAGAACCUCUGCCAAGAUUGACUGGAGAGCAAAUAUGGUAUAUAGUUCAGAAUUAUGAUAAGAUAAGUGAUGUUGAGCAACUUGAGAUAGAAGGAUAUGGAAGUACGCAUAAUUGGACCAAAAGAAGCAUAUUUUGGGAUUUGCCUUAUUGGCGUCAUAAUUUAAUCCGUCAUAACCUUGAUGUAAUGCAUAUUGAGAAGAAUGUAUUUGAUAAUAUAUUCAAUACUGUCAUGGACAUCAAAGAGAAGACUAAAGAUAAUGCAAAGGCUAGAAUGGAUCUGUCAUUAUACUGCAAGCGAAAAAAUUUAGAACUGCUAAAACAAAGUGGAGGUAAAAUUAUAAAACCCAAAGCAAACUACACAUUUACCCUCCAGCAAAAGAGGGCAAUAUGUGAAUGGGUGAAAGAGUUAAGGAUGCCUGAUGGGUAUGUUUCAAAUUUAGGGAGAUGUGUUGACAUGAAAGAGGGCAAGUUAUAUGGAAUGAAAAGUCAUGAUUGUCAUAUAUUUAUGGAACGUUUACUGCCAAUUGCUUUUAGUUCAUUGCCAGAGCAGAUCUGGAAGCCAAUAACAGAGUUAAGUCAAUUCUUUCGAGAUUUGUGCUCAACAUCGUUACGAGAAGAUGUUCUAAAUAAGCUAGAAGAAAAUAUUCCAAUUGUGCUAUGCAAGCUAGAACGUAUUUUUCCUCCUGGAUUUUUUGACUCAAUGGAACAUCUACCUAUUCAUUUGCCAUUUGAAGCAUUGCUUGGUGGUCCUGUGCAAUAUAGAUGGAUGUAUCCUUUUGAGAGGAUCUUUGUGGAUUUCAUACGCCAAGAUCAUAUUACUUUAAGUGAUGAACAAGUUGAUCAAUUUAUUGAAGCGGAUUUUGCAGAAUGGUUUAAAAAUUAUGUUCAUGAUCCUUUAAAUGAUGUGACAGAUUCGAAUAUUCAUUCCUUGGCAUGGGGUCCUUUGAGAAUUGUUAAAUGUUGGCCUAUUUACAAAGUCAAUGGCUUCAAGUUUCACACAAGAUCUCACUCAAGUGGAAAGUCAACUCAAAAUUAUGGAAUAUGUGUCAAAGGCACGGGUUAUGGUGAAUAUGAAAAUAAUUUCUAUGGCCUGCUUAAUGAAAUUAUCCAAGUUGAGUAUACUAGGCUACCACUAAAAAGAGUUGUACUAUUUAAAUGCGAAUGGUUUGAUCCCACGAUUGGCAAAGGAACAAAGGUAAACAAAGAGUAUGGAAUCAUACAGAUUCGAAAGAAUCGACGAUAUGGUAAAUAUGAUCCAUUUAUCAUUGCACAUAAAGCAAUUCAAGUAUAUUUUUCACCUCAUCCAAUGAGCAACACCAAGGAAAAAGCAGAAUGGUGGUUUGUAUUCAAGACUAAAGCAAGAGGUGAGAUUGAGAUUGAAACAACGGAGGAUUUUGCAUAUCAAGAAGAUGGCACAAAUCAAUCUAACAAUCAUAUCUCAAAUGAUAUUGAUAUUGUUGUUGAUUUACUGGAUACCAAUAACGAAGAUAUGGAUGAGGAUGAGAAUGAAGACGAGGACGACGACGAGAACAAUGAAGAUGAAAAUCAAAAUGAAUAG
Messenger RNA from Arachis stenosperma, 3048 nucleotides. RefSeq lists its product as uncharacterized. The record is from RefSeq and is a predicted model, not a curated record. The coding region runs from base 1 to 3048 and encodes 1015 amino acids. The transcript has 4 exons. NCBI's taxonomy places the organism in Eukaryota, Viridiplantae, Streptophyta, Magnoliopsida, Fabales, Fabaceae.